Molecule: messenger RNA, 1206 nt
Organism: Octopus bimaculoides (California two-spot octopus)
Lineage: Eukaryota; Metazoa; Mollusca; Cephalopoda; Octopoda; Octopodidae
Product: serine/threonine-protein kinase Nek11
Biological process (GO): protein phosphorylation
Molecular function (GO): ATP binding; protein kinase activity
Source: RefSeq, a predicted model, not a curated record
ACUGGUGGGGAUGGUGAUGGAGUUUUUCGAAAGACUGCAUGGAUGCCUUCUGGAGAUGGACCGUCUGCUCAAUAUCCAGCUGUUUCAGUACAAACUUCUUCAGACAGUUCUUCAGAUGAAGAUGAAAAUUCCUCUGAGAAGAAUUCUCAUGAAAAAACAAUCUUAGGUAACCACAAUGGCUCCUCUUUGACUGUAAAACCUCCUGUAUAUAACCUUGAUGACCGACCAAUAACUCCUCUACGUCAAACAUUCCCUUCAGGAUCUGAUAUUUACAAGGAAUUUGAAGAUGGAAUCCCUACAACUGCACGGCUAGCUGAGGAGUAUUAUACUCCUGACUUUGAAGAUGAUGAAGAUGAGGAGAUGACAUUGUGUAACACUGUAGAAGACACAUACCAGGACAGAGAAAUGAUGCUUAAUUAUCUUCAAAAUGCUCUAAGUUACCCAGAAGAUCAAAGCAACACUUUAACAACUGACUAUAGUGGAGCAUUUGGACCUGAAGCUCGAAGUAACAGAAUUAAAAAUUUAAGACGAGAAUGCAAGAUAGCACUGGGACCAGAGAUGUUUCAGAAUGUUUACAAAUACCUAUGGCAAGUUCGCUUAAAGAAAAUAAGAGAAACCUGUCUCAAUGAAGAAGAGAUGAAAGGUUUGCAAGAGAUAGUGAAGGAAACAAACUAUGGAAUGAUGGUGGAACAAUUGAUUUUCUUUGAAGAACAGGAGAACCCUGGAAUGUUUAAAUAUUAAAGCAGAUUGUCUUUAUUAGACGCAUAAUAUGCUAGAAAUAAACCCAGACAUCAGAUCCAAUGAGUUCUACAGAACUAUAAAUUAGCUUGAAACGUAUGGGCUAAUUCUCUUACCAUUGUUUGUUCUUGUUCCAGAUUCUCAUUGGUUGUCCUUUGGUAACAACUUAAUGUACAGAUUUCACUGCUUUUGACUUACCACAAAUAUGACUUUUGUAAAAACGAGUGUUAACAAUUGAAUUAAUUGCAGUGCAUUUUAGUGACUCAUAAUGAUUGAAAAGCAGUUGGCCUCAGCUUCUAAGAACAUGUAGGUUCUAAACUCAAUACUGUAAUAAAUAGUUUUAUGGCCUAUUAUUGCUACCAACCUGAUGUCAUUAUUUGCUUACAGGAAUUGAUUUCCUUAUGUACAAUAUCAAAGCUCAUGUUUGGAGUAUAGUAACCGCUAGCAUAAAAUUGUAUGUGAUUCUUC